Messenger RNA from Zea mays, 1872 nucleotides. The record is from RefSeq. Lineage: Eukaryota; Viridiplantae; Streptophyta; Magnoliopsida; Poales; Poaceae.
AUUUGUCAAACUUAUUUUCAGCUUCUUCACAGAUUUAGAUAUAAACUGUGUUAAACAGGUAGCUUAUGCAGCAGUUUAUCAGUUUAGCUGCUUCUCAGAAUAAACUAAAAACAGCUAAUAAGCAUAAGCUGAUUUUUACCAACUUCUCAUACAAGCUAUUUUUCCAACAAGCAGCAUUGUGCCAAACCGGACCUAUAUAUGCUAGUAUUAGCAAGGAUAAGGAUGUAUACAACCAGGCUGUAGCUGUCUCAUGAGCUGAGAGGUUCUUCUUUCGUGGGCUUCGCUUGGACUUAUCCAGGCCCAUUGUGGUUCUUCGAAAGCACAGCGGGCAUCCAAGAAACCAGCCCAGCCGCACGGGCACCGCUGCCGAUUCCCUGUGGGAUUUCCCUCCCCAUCGCUAUCUACCAUGCAUGCAUUUGCCGAUUUCCAUUCCCCAUCGUAUUCGUACUAGUAGCUGACGCGCGCCCUGCGCGCGUGCGGCGUCGUGGUUAAAAACAUUUAUAAGUGAUUUUUAUAAGUAAUUAUAUGUGGUAUGAUUUUAGUGUUCCUUUGCAUAAAGGAAGGUAUUUCUAUACAGGUAGAUGUUCUGGCAUAUAAUGCUUAAUUUGUCUUUACUGACCUAGUGAUCUAUCAUACAAAAGCAAGCUAGAUUUGCCUGCUAUAAAAAAUGUAUUAGUAAAAAGGUUGACAUGUAGUGCUUGAGACAUAGAACUAAAUGUAUUCAUCGCCUCUGUGUACUAUUUCUUAGAAGCUUGCUACAAAUUCAUUGUCUUCCACUGACCUUCGUAUCAUGAGUAUUAGAUGGCACAUAUUGCUGUGUUUUUAGGACAAUGAAAAAUUGAAAGUAUGACAUAUGUUGUGCACCUCUAUGUUGGCAUUAUUCUUUCAUGAGGUUGUAUGAACUAUUGUCCUUAGUGUUGUUUAGCUCGAAUGUUUUGAAACCAGAUUUGCCAAAAUCGAAGUAAUGGUCCACAUGGUGUCGUUGUUAUUAUUCCUGAAGUUGUGAUGAAUAUUGAACAAUGCUUCAGCAAGUUUCAUCUAAACAUAUGCCUCCAUAUAAAUUGUACCGAUACAAAAUCAAAUAUCAAGUUUCAUCUAAAUAUAUGCCUCCAUAUAAAUUGUACUGAUACUAAAUCAAAUAUCAACGUGCAAGUUUUAUAAGUGACAACAGAAUUUGGAAAGUGACAACGUUAGAACUUAGAAUGGACUGAAAAGUAUGCUGAUAAAAAGAAGAAAGUGUAUUAUCAAGUGUGUAUGAGCUAUUCCUUCUGUCAAUUUUUGGACGUAACUUCACAAAAAAACAUUAAGAAAUAAAGAAAGAAGAAAACUGAAGAAACCAUAAGACUCAGAUGCAUGUAAGAAUAAGACAUAAAGCAUCGUAUCACCUAUUUGCUCGAUGAUAUGACCAAUACACGUUUUUAUGCUGGGUGGAUGUAGGUCAGGAUGCCUUUUGCAAGCCAAGAAGCAGCAAAUGCUCCUCUUUCCGACAGACCUAUUUGGUCAACUCGGCACGGUGGAGCCAGCCGCUCGGCGCCGAUGUCUGUCGGGACGUGGCGCCAGGGAGGAGCUCGGCGGUGCUCGUUGGCGGCGCGGGAGCGGAACAGGCGGAGCGCUCGGCAUCAACAUUCUUGGCGGGGUAGGAUGGAGUUGAACAUCCUGCGGAGGUGUUCUUCGGCGUCUCCUCUGGCUUCUCCAGUGGCCGGACCUCGUCCACCAGAGUGGUCAGCAUAUGCUGAGCUCUCAGCAUCUCCUCUGGCUUAUCCGGCGCCGUGAUCUGCUUCGCGGCCGGUGCUGGCUCCUUUGCAGGCUUCUCCGGCGUCCUGAUCUCGUCUACCAGAGCGGUGGCCUCUCUCAGCUUGUGUUGUGGGGCUG